Messenger RNA from Morchella importuna, 1158 nucleotides. RefSeq lists its product as uncharacterized. The transcript has 8 exons. Lineage: Eukaryota; Fungi; Ascomycota; Pezizomycetes; Pezizales; Morchellaceae. Bases 1 to 1158 code for a protein of 385 amino acids. The record is from RefSeq and is a predicted model, not a curated record.
AUGUCUGCAGUAGAUCCGGUUCGAGAAGACGCUGAGCGUUGGCCCCAUGGGGAUACAUUCUCGCGAGGUCUCGUAUUGCUGGUGGUGGAGCUAGUACUCAUAGUACUACUUCUCAUUAUUGUAAGCCUGAGGGUUUACUCAAGGUCCUAUCUGAGUAGGUUCUUUGGGUUAGAGGAUUGGUUUAUCGCUCUAGCAACUGUCUUCUAUAUCGGCUUCACGAUCACCACUUGCCUCGCAACUUUCGACUACGGUUGGGCUCUCAUAGCACUCUGGGCGUUCGGGUUUUCGGCGGGUAUCAUUGCACAGUGUAAUCCGGUCAAGGCAGCAUGGGGUGUAUACCCUCAACCUGGAGCAAGAUGUACAAGCAUUGAAGUAGGAGUCGUUGCACAUGCAGUGGUGGAUAUAUUGACGAACUUGAUUCUGUGGACAUUGCCUGUAAAACUUAUGCUUGGGUCGGGGUUAAGAGGGAAACAGAGGGUAUUGAUAUUGGGGUUGUUUGUUCUGAGUGGGAUUGUAUGUGCUGCAGCAAUUACACGAGUUCCCUAUACCAUCUAUAUAACAAGCGACGCUACUUGGUAUCUCAGAGAUUCCUCCACCUGGAGCGCCCUCGAAGCCUCCCUUGCCAUUAUCUGCGCCUCCCUGCCUUCGUUGUCACCCCUGCUCGCAAAAAUCGUGCCAAACCUCUAUCACAAUGAAUACGAUGAUCAAUCCCACCUUUCACACUCCCGCUGCAGCAUCGCUAAAGGCUCUUCUUUCGGCGGCGGCGGGGAGCUCACACUUGUAGGGAGCGCAUUCCCAUUAGCACAUAUUUCGACUACCGCCAUCUCAGAUAAAUGCUAUUCAGUCGGAGGCGGAAGCGGAGGCGGAAGCGGAUGCAAUUGGUUUCAUUGGCCAAUGCGUGGUGGUGGUGGAAGAGCAGGCGGCAUUUCUAAUGAACGCAAAGGGCCGAAUGAGAGCGAAGAGAAUAUUGUUAUUGGAAGCAAUGAUACCCUCGCAGGAGGCAUGGGUAUUACCAAGACAACUGUCAUUGAGCAGAGUAUUGAUGACGGUAUGGGGAUUGAAAGAAGAUCACCUUCUCCAAAACUGUAUUGCGUUGGGUUUGAUCAUUCUACAUACAUGUAUGUAAUCUGCAUGGCGUUAAGGGUUGAUUGGGAUUAA